AUGGAUCCUCCAACCUCCUGUCGCCCCAUUCUACCAGUCAAGUUUAAUCCUUUAAGCAUCCAUUCGCUGCCGCAUUUGACAGUUUUAAGCUUAUCCGGUUGUAGUAAAUUGACCGACGAUGGUGUGGAGCUGAUUGCCGAAAAUCUACAAAAAUUACGAGCAUUGGAUUUGUCAUGGUGUCCACGUAUAACGGAUGCCUCGCUGGAGUAUAUUGCCUGUGAUCUAAAUCAAUUGGAAGAAUUAACGUUGGAUAGAUGUGUCCACAUAACCGACAUUGGUGUUGGCUACAUCUCCACCAUGCUCUCGCUAACCGCUUUAUUCUUACGCUGGUGCUCACAAGUUCGUGACUUUGGCCUACAACAUUUGUGCUCAAUGCGUAACCUGCAGGUCCUCUCGCUGGCCGGCUGUCCAUUGCUUACCUCAUCGGGUCUGUCCAGUCUCAUACAGUUGAGGCAUUUGCAAGAAUUGGAGCUGACCAAUUGUCCGGGUGCAUCCCAGGAACUCUUUGAAUAUCUCAAAGAUCACAUGCCUCGUUGUUUGAUAAUUGAAUAAUUGUCGAAAGGAAACACCCAAAGAAAUAAUUUUUUUUGUAACUUAUUUUCGGUGUAGUCUUAUUAUAUAUAUAUAUAUAAAACAAUUUUUUUUUCU
Molecule: messenger RNA, 648 nt
Organism: Musca domestica (house fly)
Lineage: Eukaryota; Metazoa; Arthropoda; Insecta; Diptera; Muscidae
Product: F-box/LRR-repeat protein 16
Exons: 3
Coding region: 1-552 (183 amino acids)
Biological process (GO): SCF-dependent proteasomal ubiquitin-dependent protein catabolic process
Cellular component (GO): SCF ubiquitin ligase complex
Molecular function (GO): protein binding
Source: RefSeq, a predicted model, not a curated record